Messenger RNA from Camelina sativa (false flax), 1430 nucleotides. The record is from RefSeq and is a predicted model, not a curated record. Lineage: Eukaryota; Viridiplantae; Streptophyta; Magnoliopsida; Brassicales; Brassicaceae.
GUCCACCAAAAGCUAAAGGUACCCACUUAUUUCUCUCCUCUUGCUCACUGCUUUGCCUUUUUAAAGGCCACAACAGCCAGCUACUUGAGAUAUGAAACAGUCAUUUUAAAACUUGUUUUCUAUUUUGAUCUUAAAACUUUUGUCUUGGUCUGAGAGUUCUUCCAAAGAAGAGAUGGAGAAUAUGGAAGAUGGAGGAAUACCGACAUAUGAUGGUAGAUAUGUUAUGUACAAUGUACUCGGUAACAUUUUCGAGCUGUCUUCAAAAUACAUUCCUCCUAUUCAACCCGUCGGCCGAGGUGCCUAUGGCAUUGUCUGCUGUGCUACAAACUCAGAGACAAACGAAGAGGUCGCUAUAAAGAAGAUAGCAAAUGCAUUUGACAACAGAGUUGAUGCUAAAAGAACCCUCCGAGAGAUUAAACUCCUUUGCCACAUGGAUCAUGACAAUGUUAUCAAAAUGAAAGAUAUUAUCGAGCCACCAGAGAAGGAAAGGUUCGAAGAUGUGUAUAUUGUUUAUGAAUUGAUGGAUACUGAUUUGCAUCAGAUCAUUAGAUCCACUCAAAGUCUAACAGACGACCAUUGUCAGUACUUCCUUUACCAAAUUUUAAGAGGCCUAAAGUACAUACACUCUGCAAAUGUACUUCACCGCGACCUGAAACCGAGCAACCUGGUUUUAAAUACGAAUUGUGAUCUUAAAAUAUGUGAUUUUGGGCUAGCAAGAACGUCGAAUGAGACAGAGAUAAUGACGGAAUAUGUUGUGACAAGAUGGUACCGUGCACCUGAAUUGCUUCUCAACAGCUCGGAGUACACAGGAGCUAUUGAUAUUUGGUCUGUUGGUUGCAUUUUCAUGGAGAUACUAAGAAGAGAGACGCUUUUUCCUGGUAAAGAUUAUGUUCAGCAGCUGAAACUUAUCACUGAGCUGUUAGGGUCACCAGAUGACUCUGAUCUCGACUUCUUGAGAAGUGAUAAUGCGCGAAAGUACGUGAAACAACUCCCACAUGUUCAAAAACAAUCAUUCAGAGAAAAAUUUCCAGACAUUUCCCCAGUGGCACUAGAUCUUGCUGAAAAGAUGCUAGUUUUCGAUCCUUCGAAACGCAUCACAGUGGAAGAAGCAUUGAAGCAGCCGUAUUUGGCAAGUCUCCAUGAGAUCAACGAAGAACCAACGUGUCCUUCUCCUUUCAGUUUCGACUUCGAGGAGACAGCCUUAGAUGAACAAGACAUCAAGGAGCUUGUCUGGAGAGAAUCUUUACACUUCAAGAAUAAGUAAUCUCCCGAAUUCUCACUAUCCCAACAAGUUAAGACACAAUUGAAAGCUUAUUUUUCUAAGUUGUGGGGAACAUGCAUGUAUUAUUUGUUUUGAUGAUGGUUGGUUGUGCAAUGCGAAGAAAGUGCUCACUCUAUCAGACCAUUAAGCGAUUCCAAAUAAUUUCAUC